CCAGGUUGCUUAAUACAGUUACUUUUUGUUUUUAUUUACCUUUCCACUGCACUGGUUUACAUUAAUGCAUGUCUUAAAAAGUUUUAAUUCACUUUAAACAUCAGACGGCGGGUAAUAAUGUAUUAAACAAUUCAUCUUUCAAAACAUUGCUUGGUUAACAAUACAAAUGUGGAGGAGGCCUUGACAGAUGAAUCCGAGUUCACGAUAAGAAUUUUUAAGCAGUGAUAAACAGCACCUACCAUGGCUGCAUUUACGAUUGUAAGCAAUUUAAAAUCCCGAAAUUUGAUGUCUGUAUGUUUUAAUUUGAAUGCUAAAUAUACUACCUCUGCUGUAUACCAAAACGAGCGACGUAUUGUUCGCGAUUGGAAGAAUCAACGACAUUAUUCCACCGAUGAAGAUCCUUGUUUAUAUGAUGUCGUAGUUGUUGGUGGAGGAAUUGUUGGAAUGGCGACAGCCAGGGAACUUUUAAAUCAGCACCCAACCAUAAAAGUUGCUCUGCUAGAAAAAGAAAAGAAAUUGGCCCUUCAUCAGACCGGCCACAACAGUGGAGUAAUACAUGCUGGAAUUUACUACAAACCAAAAUCAUUGAAGGCUACUCUUUGUGUGAAGGGAUUACAUUUAAUGUAUAAGUAUUGUGACUCAAAUAAUAUUCCGUAUAAAAAGUGCGGAAAGCUUAUUGUUGCUACGGAUAAAACUGAGUGUGAACAACUUGAUGAUCUCAUAGAACGCGGGAAAAAAAAUAAUGUACCAGGUAUGAGAGUCUUGGAAGGCCAUGAAAUAAAGAAAAUAGAGCCUAAUUGUAAAGGAGUGCGAGCAAUCUGGUCCCCCCAUACAGGGAUUAUCAACUACGCUCAAGUAACUGAGAGCAUGGGCCUUGAAUUUGAAGAUCUAGGGGGAGACAUCCAUUUAAACUUUAAAGUAACUGGAUUUCGCACCAACAAAACUUCCAACUCUGAAUCAGAACGAGCACAAUACCCGCUGGAAAUUGUUGGUAAUAAGAAGUGCGUAAAAACCAGAUAUGCAGUUGUGUGUGCAGGUCUUUACUCAGACAAACUGGCUGUUAUGACCGGUUGCAAAAGAUCACCAAAAAUUGUUCCUAUUCGUGGAGAAUACAUGCUUCUCAAUGAUAAGAAAGUAAAUCUGGUCAGCAGAAAUAUAUAUCCUGUACCGAACCCAAAGUACCCUUUUCUAGGGGUGCACUUUACUCCUAGGAUGGAUGGAAGUGUGUGGCUAGGACCAAAUGCAGUGUUAGCGUUUAAACGGGAGGGCUAUAGAUGGAUGGAUUUUAGUAUUGUUGAUUUCAUUGGUACAGUGACAUAUCCGGGUUUUAUAAAGUUAGCUGCAAAAAAUGCAAAGUUUGGAAUGCAAGAAAUGGUAAAAUCAAUUUAUUUUAAAAAACAAGUUGAUGAUUUGCGGAAGUUCAUCCCGGACGUUACUGUAAACGACGUUAAAAGAGGACCAGCUGGAGUGCGUGCCCAAGCCCUGGACAGCAAGGGAAAUCUUGUUGAUGACUUUGUCUUCGAUUUAAAUGAGAAGACUGAAGUUGGAAAGCGCGUUCUUCAUUGCCGCAAUGCUCCUUCCCCCGGCGCCACAUCUUCCCUGGCAAUUGCUGAAUUAAUUGUUCAAAGACUAAAUGAGCAAUUUAACUUAUGCAUGUUAUAAUUUUAAGACGCUUAAUCGUGAACUAUGUGAAACAUUCCCUUUGUAGGGUCUGAAAUUCUAGGUUUUCUCAAAAAUUGUCAGAAAAAGUAUAUUUGGCUAAAGUUGGAGUAUUAAUUUUAUCGUUGAAAGUUCGAUAAAUGUUCAUACUUAUCUGUUUGAAAUGUCUAUAUUAUUUUUUUCACAUUAAGGUAUGCAUAUGACUUGGAAAUUUAAACUCGAUUGAAUGUCAUUUAAUCUCUAGACUAUACAAGAUAUUUUAUUGCAGAUGGUUAAAUUUACCGUUUUUCAUAAUCAGAUUUUAAAAUGCUCUGAGAAAGUACUGUCCUAAAUCUGAAGACUGCAGUUAUUUAAAAUAACGAUGGUGCUGUGAAUUAAAUAUCUUAGUUUCGUUGUUUAUUGUCUAUUUUUGUAAAUUGUCAAUAAAAGGUGCUGUUAUGUCGAUC
Molecule: messenger RNA, 2105 nt
Organism: Gryllus bimaculatus (two-spotted cricket)
Lineage: Eukaryota; Metazoa; Arthropoda; Insecta; Orthoptera; Gryllidae
Source: the annotation of a GenBank genome assembly